This is a messenger RNA of Fraxinus pennsylvanica, 2211 nucleotides long. The record is from the annotation of a GenBank genome assembly. NCBI's taxonomy places the organism in Eukaryota, Viridiplantae, Streptophyta, Magnoliopsida, Lamiales, Oleaceae.
AUGAAGUUGCAAGGAAUCAAAGGCCCUUCGUACAAAUUCCUAUAUGGAAAUACUGCAGAGAUACUCAACAUGAGAAAAGAAUCUACGGGCAAAGCAAUGAGCAAUAUGGAUCACAACAUACUCCCCAGAAUUCUACCUCAUGUACACGCAUGGGUAAACAUAUAUGGAGCGAACUUCCUCAAUUGGUUUGGUCCUCAAGCUCAACUAGUUGUUACUGAACCAGAGGUUAUCAAAGAAAUACUGAACAAUAAAGAUGGAAAUUACCCAAAAAUAGACCUUGAAGGCUUUGCAAAGAAGCUGUUGGGAGAUGGGCUUUCAUCAUCGAAAGGUGAAAAGUGGGCAAAUAUGCGAAAAGUAGCCAACCAUGUUUUCCAUGCCGAGAGCCUCAAAAAUAUGGUUCCGGCAAUGAUCUCAAGUGUAGAGAUGAUGCUAGAGAAGUGGAAGGAAUACGAAGGAAAUGAGAUUGAAGUAUUCGAAGAGUUCAGGGUACUGACAUCAGAAGUCAUUUCGAAAACAGCAUUUGGAAGCAGCUAUUUGGAAGGGAAGAAUAUAUUUGAUAUGCUGAUGAAGUUGACUGUAUUAGUAUCCCGAAAUGUUCACAAAAUCAAUUUCCCUGGCAUCGGCCGCUUUGUGAAAAGUAGUGAUGAAAUAGAAUCGGAGAAACUCGAGCAGGGGAUACAAGAUUGUAUUGUAAAAAUAAUAGCUCAAAGAGAGCAAGGUAGGGAUGAGAGAGACAAAAGCUUCAAGAGUGAUUUUCUUGGAAAACUCUUACAAGUUAACGAGGAGACUGAUCGAUACAAGAGGAUGUCAAUAAAAGCUAUAGUUGAUGAGUGCAAGACAUUCUAUUUUGCUGGACACGAAACAACAACAGCGUUGCUAGCAUGGACAGUUCUUCUUCUAGCUACAAACGAAGAGUGGCAAGACAGCGCAAGGCAAGAGGUGAUUAGACUAUUUGGACAGACAAAUCCUAAUCAAGACGCCAUUGCAAGACUGAAAAUUAUAAACAUGAUCAUUGAGGAGUCAUUGAGGCUUUACCCUCCAGUGCCUGCAAUUAAGAGAAAGGUUUCUAAGGAAGUUCAACUAGGAAACUUAACUCUUCCACCCAAUACAGAGCUACAAAAACCCUACUGCAGGGUUCGCCCUUCCGUUGUUCCUUUAAGCCUUCAAGAAACAAUGUUGGCUACCAAAACCCUUCCUCUGACUUCGCCUCUGUCCACACCCUCAAAAAUAUCUGAUGAUUUUGCACUCUCAUUCAAGAACUUCAUUCCGGUCUCGAAAUGCAAUGGAAAACACAAAAUCACAUGUCUCAGUUCAUCGUCACAAUCAGUAAUUGCGCCAGAAAUGAGUACACAGUCCAUCACGGCACAAACCCGGGUCAAGAUUUUAUCCGAAGCAUUACCCUUUAUUCAGAAAUUCCGUGGCAAGACUAUAGUAGUUAAAUAUGGAGGAGCUGCGAUGAAGUCCGAGGCACUCCAGGCUUCUGUAAUUGCGGACAUUGUCCUCCUCUCAUGUGUUGGCCUCCGCAUUGUCUUUGUGCACGGUGGUGGGCCUGAGAUCAACCAGUGGCUGGGAAAACUCAGCAUCAAGCCCAAUUUUCUUAAUGGCCUUAGAGUCACCGAUGCAUCCACCAUGGAAAUUGUGUCGAUGGUGUUGGUUGGUAAAGUGAAUAAACAUCUUGUUGCUUUGAUCAACAAAGCUGGUGCCACUGCAGUUGGCUUAUCUGGGAUCGAUGGUCGGAUUUUGACAGCUCGGCCCUCUCCCAAUGCUGCAAAGCUUGGGUUUGUUGGGGACAUUGCCAGUGUUGACCCCUCUAUAAUCCUGCCACUCGUGGAUAAUAACCACAUCCCAGUGAUUGCCUCUGUAGCGGCUGAUGCAACAGGACAGUCAUAUAAUAUUAACGCAGACACGGCUGCUGGUGAGCUUGCAGCGGCUUUGAGUGCGGAGAAGUUGAUUCUGUUGACUGAUGUGGCGGGGAUAUUGGAGGACCGUGAUGAUCCAGGGAGCUUGGUGAAGGAGAUUGAUAUCAAAGGGGUGAAGAUGAUGAUGGAGGAUGGGAAGAUUGCAGGUGGGAUGAUCCCCAAGGUGAACUGCUGCGUAAGGUCUCUGGCCCAAGGUGUUCGGACAGCUAGUAUAAUCGAUGGGCGGUUGGAGCAUUCACUACUUCUCGAGAUUCUAACUGAUAAAGGGGCUGGAACGAUGAUCACUGGGUAA